Epithele typhae is the source of this 1482-nucleotide messenger RNA. RefSeq lists its product as uncharacterized. Bases 1 to 1482 code for a protein of 493 amino acids. NCBI's taxonomy places the organism in Eukaryota, Fungi, Basidiomycota, Agaricomycetes, Polyporales, Epitheliaceae. The transcript is spliced from 9 exons. The record is from RefSeq and is a predicted model, not a curated record.
AUGGCUCUCCCCACACGUCUUGUCCCUUCUCCACCUUCUGAGACCACCCGCUACGAGCCGGCUCUGCAGAGAGUAGUCCCGGAUUUCGUCAAGAUCACGCCCGGGCUGUUUUCCUUCGUGACAGAGGCGGAACCUCCCUACCUUCCAGAGGGAUGGACAAUGCAUGUUCAAGCAGAGGGCAAGCCGUAUUACGCCUGCGAAACAUCUCCGAGGGUGGUCACGGAGGACGAUGUGGCUCACCCCGACAUCCGCGGGAAAGUCCUCCGCGCCAUUGACGCGGUCCGGGAGGAGAUGGCUAUCCAGAAUGUCUCUCUUCCCGACUCGGCGGAGCUCUGCCUCCGGAUCAAGCCUGACGCGCCUGAAGACGAUGACUUCCGCGCUCAGGAAGUGUGCGAGUACUACUUCGCCGAUCACGCCGCGCACGUCGUUUGGUGGCUGCACGAAGUCGACAGCGAAACUGUUCUGUUUGACAUGGGGAUCGUGUCCGAGUCCCACCUUCGGAUGGGACUUGAGAGCCAAUACUGGAGCCACAUCGAACAGUUCAGUGCCCACAGAAUCGAGAGGCUGCACCUGGCAAUCGACGAGCUCAUCGCGGUCUUUGUGCACGGCGAAGCAGAUCAGCGCACUUCAAUGACCUCUUGCUUCCCCUACACUUCCGACCAGUGCAAGCACUUCAUCCGUAUCCUGGGCAACGCCAACACCUUCCCCCAGCAAACCACCGGCCUCACGGUCAUCGCUCGGAUGUGGUGCAACAUCGCCACCCACAGAUUCCAAACGAUGUACGGACAGUGCUCUGCACGCCUCGAUCGUCACCAACGCAUCCUCGAAGACUCCCCGAAUCCGCAACGAGGCAUGCUAUUUGGCGCUGCCUCCCGCCUGCUGUUCAACAUUCCCGCUCAAUACGCCGCGAAGUUUGAUCAUAUGUACACAGACGGGAUCAUCUACGGCUACGUCUUCCGCGACUUCCUCUGCGAAACUGCCAACGUCCUCUUCACCAUUAGCCCGCGCGCCUCGCCCGAGCUCGCCGCCGCAUCUCUCCUCUGCUGUGCUCUCGCCAUCGCGACCGCCCUCGCGCUCAUGUCCCGCCACACCAACCGGCGCACCUAUACUGCGGGCCAGGCUCAACCCAUCUGCGCGACGAGCUCGCAAGAGGACAACGCCCGCCUCGCCAUCGCGUGGGCGUUCCCUCGCGCCGCCUUCCUCUGGGCCGCUGCGCUCGCGACCCUGCAGGCGCCCUUGUUCGUCGCGCGCGCGUUCGGACUCGAGGCGCUCGCGGGGGUGCUCGUCUUCGCCUUCCUCGUGUCGCGCCCGUGGGUGCGCUGGGCCCUGGAUGCUCGGGCUUGGUGGUCCAACUUCACUUCGAAGCCCGAGGCUGAGGUGGAGGAGGCGGGGGACAUCAAGAGCCCGAGCGAAAUGGUCCGACAGCACGCGAAACACGGGAAGGCUGGCAGUGACAGUGUCACUGAGGCCACAUUUGCGUGA